Molecule: messenger RNA, 1096 nt
Organism: Culex pipiens pallens (northern house mosquito)
Lineage: Eukaryota; Metazoa; Arthropoda; Insecta; Diptera; Culicidae
Exons: 2
Coding region: 569-898 (109 amino acids)
Source: RefSeq, a predicted model, not a curated record
CGUUACUUAAUCCACCGAUGGUGGUUGGAGCCUUCCUCACAAUUAUGUACAUAUUUUAUUCCUGUAGUAAGAAUGUCCAACCUACUAUUUAUUUAAGUAAACUUCUUACAACAUAUCUACAUGGAAUAUGGGGUCUAGAAUCCCAAAAAUCAUUGGACGUAAUAUUUGAACAACACCUACGGGGCUAUUUCAUGAAAAUUGUUCACUUUCAAUAGUUGUAUUACUUUAAAGUUAUGUAAGCCUUAAGGCAGUUAAAAAAUAUAUCUGUUCAUUUUUCCCGGGAGUUUCAAAUCAACAAAAUCCCGGGAGCCACUCGCAAAACCCAAGGCACAAAAGAAAAUGUCAAAAACCUUCUCAGCUCAUCCACACAAACGUCAAACGGGUGUUUUCCUGCAACAGUUCUUAUUGCGUCGCGUUUUUUGAAAAAAAAAAAAUGCAUCCGUAUCUCCGCGCCUUAAAACCUUCGCAAUUUCGGUUCCCCGCAAUGGCCACCCCGGAACGCCGGCACUGUAUGUAACGCAGGAUCUCAAGUUUAAGCUGAAAAACACGGUUCCGGAGUUUGCCGGCGAUGGGACCGUCCGGUACGGGUGCUACUUGCUGGCGGCGGCCAGCGUGGUCGGAUAUGUGUUCAUGGAGACGACCGCCGGGCAAGGUGAUCGAUGAGGUUGUUCCGCUGUGGAUAGUUCCGGUGCCGAGGGAGCCGUUCAAGCUAGCGAUGUACUGUGACCAUGUGCUGCUAACGGUGGAUGUUGAUGUGGGUGUAUCAAUUUGUGAUAUUUACUCGGGCCUGUCGUUGAUGACGCCGACGGCUGGGAAAUUGUACGAGAUUCGGACGUCACCGGAAUGUGGCGUGAGGAGACGCAGAUUUUGUGGAAUCAACAUGUUUUCGAUGAUAUAAUUAUAGGCAGUGAAAAUAAUGUUUGAAAAAUAAGAUGUAGAAUAGAUGAGAAAAAAAAAUUAUUUAUAUACUUUAUUAUAAUAAAAGAAACCAUGGGUAAAAUUGGGAAAAUUGUUUUACUAUAUGACUUAUCGGCUCAUUACUUUUGAUAGGGUUAUAAGAUUUUCAAUCUUAUAGUAUCAUUUUAAAGGGUUUUCA